UCAGGACCUUUCCCCUUCGCCAACCCCGGAAGAGCUGCAAAAACCCGGCUCGGCUCCGGCCUUCAGUUUCCAGGGCCAGAACGACCUAACAUGACGUCCGGAAAGUCGACGGUGCCGCGAUCCGUAGCUGUAUCGAACCGGAAGGGGAGGAGUUCAACGGAAGUUGUUCACCGAGCCCGAAAAAGUAACGGACCGCCGGAAGCCGCAGGUGCUAGAGGCCCGAGUCGCUAGCGUUGUGCUUGCGGAGGCGGAGGGAGGAGCGUACAACAUGGCCGGGCUGGAGCUGCUCUCCGAUCAGGGCUACCGGAUAGACGGUCGGCGCGCGGGGGAGCUGCGUAAGAUCCAAGCGCGUAUGGGUGUGUUUGCGCAGGCUGACGGCUCGGCUUACAUCGAGCAGGGCAACACCAAGGCGUUGGCGGUAGUCUACGGGCCUCACGAGAUCCGGGGCUCCCGGUCUCGAGCCUUGCCUGAUCGGGCCCUAGUGAACUGUCAGUAUAGUUCAGCAACCUUCAGCACAGGUGAGCGCAAGCGAAGGCCUCAUGGGGACCGGAAGUCAUGUGAGAUGGGGCUGCAAUUACGCCAGACCUUUGAGGCAGCCAUCCUCACACAGCUCCACCCACGUUCUCAGAUUGACAUCUAUGUGCAGGUGCUGCAGGCAGAUGGUGGAACCUAUGCAGCAUGCGUGAAUGCAGCUACGCUGGCAGUGAUGGAUGCUGGGAUACCCAUGAGGGACUUUGUAUGUGCCUGUUCAGCUGGCUUUGUUGAUGGCACAGCCCUAGCGGACCUCAGCCACGUGGAGGAAGCAGCUGGAGGGCCCCAGCUAGCCCUGGCCCUACUGCCAGCCUCGGGCCAGAUUGCACUGCUUGAGAUGGAUUCGAGGCUACAUGAAGACCACCUGGAACAAGUGCUGGAGGCUGCAGCCCAGGCAGCCCGAGACGUGCACACUCUGCUGGAUCGUGUAGUCCGGCAGCAUGUGCAGGAGGCCUCUAUCUUACUGGGGGACUGAAUGCCAACCACCCCAUCCAGAAUAAAAGCCUGUUCCUCUGCUGAA
This is a messenger RNA of Myodes glareolus (Bank vole), 1051 nucleotides long. RefSeq names its product exosome component 4 (gene Exosc4). The record is from RefSeq and is a predicted model, not a curated record. Gene Ontology annotation, cellular component: cytoplasmic exosome (RNase complex); nucleolus; nuclear exosome (RNase complex). Gene Ontology annotation, molecular function: RNA binding. Gene Ontology annotation, biological process: nuclear mRNA surveillance; U4 snRNA 3'-end processing; poly(A)-dependent snoRNA 3'-end processing. Lineage: Eukaryota; Metazoa; Chordata; Mammalia; Rodentia; Cricetidae.